Dendrobium catenatum is the source of this 1037-nucleotide messenger RNA. RefSeq names its product 40S ribosomal protein S15a-5. Gene Ontology annotation, cellular component: cytosolic small ribosomal subunit; ribosome. The coding region runs from base 265 to 654 and encodes 129 amino acids. The transcript is spliced from 4 exons. Gene Ontology annotation, molecular function: structural constituent of ribosome. NCBI's taxonomy places the organism in Eukaryota, Viridiplantae, Streptophyta, Magnoliopsida, Asparagales, Orchidaceae. The record is from RefSeq and is a predicted model, not a curated record. Gene Ontology annotation, biological process: translation.
CUCGUCUUCCUCCACCCAUUCCCUUUUCCAUUUCCCCCUUAGCUCCAACCCUCCACCAAUUUUUAGAUCACAUAUCGGUAACCAAGUACUUUACAUCCGCCCAAGCCCCUCGGGACCUCUGGUCGUAUGUAAAUUGCAGCUCGCGAUCCUGCAUUCUACUGAACCUUCGAGCUCCAUUUUGGGCUGGAUUUGUUUCUGGCUACGGAGCAGAGCGCGAGACGCUUUUAGAGCCUUGAGAGAAGUGGGACAAAGUUAUAGAGUCAAAUGGGGCGUAGGAUACUAAACGAUGCGUUAAGGACUAUCGUGAAUGCGGAGAGAAGAGGAAAGGCCACUGCAAACCUUCAACCCAUUUCCACAGUGAUGGCUUCCUUCCUUGGCAUAAUGAAAACAAGAGGAUAUAUCAAAGAUUUCCAAGUCUAUGAUCCACAUAGAGUCGGUAGAAUUACUGUAGAAUUGCUAGGAAGAAUUAAAGAUUGCAAGGCUUUGACAUAUAGACAUGAUAUCAAAGCCAAGGAAAUUGAAGAAUAUCGAGUCCGUACUCUUCCAACACGCCAGUGGGGUUAUGUUGUCAUCAGAACUCCUAAUGGCAUAUUUGAUCAUGAGGAAGCCAUUAGGCAAAAUGUUGGUGGUCAAGUACUGGGUUUCUUUCACUAAUGCAAUUAAAUGAAACCUUCAAAAGAAAAUUUUUCUUUUUUCUUGCCACUUUCUAGUUGUCUUUUGAAAGUUCUAAUCUUCUUAGUACCUCUUUGAAAGUUUGUUUGUUCUUGUUCAAAUAAUAUUCUGUAAGAUUUGAAAUCAGAUAAGAUUUUGUCGCUUCUUUUAAGGUAUUGUGUGGUUGUAUGGUCCCACUUGAUAGUGUUUUUCAUGUGCUUUUCUGUGUGGGACUAAAGUGAGAGUAUGUAGGCAUUCUUUCUAUAUUACUUUGGUGUAUUUACUAUUUACUGUAGCAUAUCAUGUUUGGUCAAGCUGAAGCUUAUUUUUUAUGGUUUGGUAGUAUAUAUUCCAGGCAAAUAAUUUAAGGGUUUCAGAUUUUUCAA